AUGAUGAAGAUCAAUCGAGAUUUACUUGCAUUUCCAAUGCCACAAUGGCACUUAAACAACUGGCAAUUAAUAAAAUUACCUUUAUUUUGGGCUGUUGCCAUUUAUGCAACUCGAAUGUUAAAUCGUCAAUUAGAAAAAAAACUUGAAGGUGUACCAAAAAUAUAUCCAGUUGAAGCAAUCGCCAUUAAUUUCGGACGUUGGGAAACAGCCGGUUCUUAUGACCGGCACCUUAUAGAUUGCCAUGCACAUGCUCAUCUAUUAUUAACAACUCAAUUCAUUAAUUCAUGUGAUGAUACAUUUUAUCGACCAUUAAAAGGUCGAGUUGUCUAA
Messenger RNA from Rotaria socialis, 330 nucleotides. The record is from the annotation of a GenBank genome assembly. NCBI's taxonomy places the organism in Eukaryota, Metazoa, Rotifera, Eurotatoria, Philodinida, Philodinidae.